Messenger RNA from Gracilinanus agilis (Agile Gracile Mouse Opossum), 2649 nucleotides. Its product is annotated as calcium-activated chloride channel regulator 1-like. Bases 1 to 2649 code for a protein of 882 amino acids. The transcript is spliced from 15 exons. Gene Ontology annotation, biological process: chloride transport. Gene Ontology annotation, molecular function: intracellularly calcium-gated chloride channel activity. Lineage: Eukaryota; Metazoa; Chordata; Mammalia; Didelphimorphia; Didelphidae. The record is from RefSeq and is a predicted model, not a curated record.
AUGGGGUGGUUUUUAAAUGCUGUUCUUGUCCUUGUGAUGGGUCUCCUGCUGGUAGUGAAAGGGUCAAUGAUACAGCUGAAUGGCAAUGGAUAUGAUGGCGUCGUUAUAGCAAUCAAUCCCAGUGUACUUGAGGAUGAAAAACUCAUUCAAAAAACAAAGGAAAUGGUAACAGAGGCUUCUACUGUCCUCUUCCAUGCUACAAAUAAAAGAGCUUAUUUCAGAAAUGUGAGCAUCUUAAUUCCCAUGACAUGGACCUCAAAACCUAAAUAUUUAAUCCCUAAACUGGAGUCCUAUGAGCAGGCAGAUGUCAUAAUCGCUGAUCCAUACCUGAAAUAUGGAAAUGAUCCCUAUACCCUACAAUAUGGACAGUGUGGAGAAAAAGGAAGAUAUAUACACUUCACUCCUAACUUCUUGUUAGGAGAUAAUUUGAAUAUCUAUGGAUCCAGGGGUGGCAUGAUAUGUUCAAGAAACAUUGCUGGUGUUAACAGAGUACUGAAAUGCAGUAAUAAGAGCUGUGCAAUCAAGAUGUGCAAAACCAAUCGAAAGACAGGGUUGUAUGAAGCAAAAUGUCAAUUCAUACCAGAGAAAUCCCAGUCUGCAAAUGCAUCCAUAAUGUUUAUGCAAAGUCUAGAUUCUGUAGUAGAAUUCUGUACUGAAAAAACACACAAUCCAGAGGCACCAAACCUACAGAACAAAAUGUGCAACCAAAGAAGCAUUUGGGAGGUCAUCAUGGACUCUGAUGACUUUAGAAACUUAUCUUCAGUGAUGAGAGAAGACUCUCCACCUCCACCUACAUUUUCUUUGCUGAAGACCCAGGAGCGUAUCAUCUGCUUAGUUCUUGACAAAUCUGGAAGCAUGAGGUUGGGAUCACCCAUAGUUAGAAUGACUAGGAUGAUUGAGACAGCUAAAGUGUACCUAAUUCAAAUUGUUGAAAAGGGAUCUUGGGUUGGGAUGGUCACAUUUGACAAUGUUGCUGAGAUCCAAAAUAAUUUAACACAAAUAAUCCAUGAAAAUGCAACCCAGGAAAUCAUCAGGAAUCUGCCUAAAAACGCUGCUGGUGGAACUUCAAUCUGUGGGGGACUCAAAGCAGGAUUCCAGGUAAUUACCCAAAGUAACAGAAGUACUUUUGGUUCUGAAAUAGUUUUACUAACAGAUGGAGAAGACUAUGACAUAAGCACUUGUUUUAAUGAGGUCAAAGAAAGUGGAGCCGUGAUUCACACUGUUGCUUUGGGACCAGAUGCUGCCCAAGAGCUGGAGCAGCUGUCAAUUAUGACAGGAGGCUAUAGAGUCACUCCCACAGCAAACAUGAAUGACUUCAUUGAUGCUUUCAGCAGAAUUAAAUCCAGAAGUGGUAACCUCUUUCAACAAGCUAUUCAGCUUGAAAGCAAAGGCUUAUCCCUUAAACCCAAGGAGUGGAUGAAUGGCACAGUAAUUGUGGAUAGCACCGUUGGAAAUGAUACUUUCUUUGUUAUCACAUGGACACAUAACAUUCCCAAAAUCUGUCUUCAAGACCCCAAAGGAAAGGAAUAUCACAAUGCAGAUUUUUCAACUGAUAAAGAUAACAGUAAGGCUGCUCGUCUCCAAAUACCAGAUCCUGCAGAGACAGGAAAUUGGAUUUACAAACUUCGAAAUGAAAAUGGCUCCCCUGAAAAUGUAACACUGACCGUGACCACUCGAGCAAAAAGUCCUGUUGUCCUCCCUGUGAUUGCGACUGUGCACGUAAACCAAAGUACAGGCCAUUUUCCUAGUCCAAUGACUAUUUAUGCUCAAGUUAGUCAAGGAUUUUUGCCUGUUCUUGGAGUAGAUGUGAUGGCCAUUAUAGAAACAGAAAGUGGAUUGCAAGAGACCUUAGAGCUGUGGGACAAUGGAGCAGGUGCCGAUACCAUCAAAAAUGAUGGCAUCUACUCAAGAUAUUUCACAAGCUAUCAUGAAAAUGGCAGAUACAGUUUAAAAGUACGGGUACAGGCAAGAAACAAGACAGCCAGAUUAAGCAUGAGAUCACAGCAGAGCCGAGCUAUGUACGUGCCAGGCUAUGUGGAAGAUGGUAAAAUUAAACUGAACCCACCAAGACCUGGAGUCAAAAACAAUGAAAUGGAAGCGAACCUAGAAGAUUUCAAUAGAAUAACCACUGGAGACUCAUUUAUCAUGUCAGGAGUCCCUUCUGAACCCAUUCCUGAUAAGUUCCCACCGGGUAAAAUUACUGACCUUGAGGCUAAGUUCCAAGCAAAUCACAUUCUUCUCUCAUGGACAGCUACUGGGAAUGACUUAGAUAAAGGGAAAGCUGACCACUAUAAAAUAAGAAUGAGUCAAAAUUCCACGAUUCUCCGAAACAGUUUUGAUAAAGCUACUCCAGUGGACACUUCUGGUCUGAAGCCCAAGGAGGCCAACUCCAAGGAAACAUUUAAGUUUAAACCAGAAAAUCUGAAAAUAGAAAAUGGCACCAAAGUCUACAUUGCAAUCCAGGCUGUGGAUGAUGCCAAUCUCAUCUCCGAAGUCUCAAAUAUAGCACAAGCAGUUAAAUUUAUCCCUCCUCCGGUACCCAGUACUGAAGCUCCCUGUCCUAAUAAUAACGGCACUGGCUACAAUAUUAACCUUGCUACAAUAAUUUUGGCAGUAGUUGGAACAGUUGCAACUAUUAACAUAUUUUAA